Molecule: messenger RNA, 246 nt
Organism: Gongylonema pulchrum
Lineage: Eukaryota; Metazoa; Nematoda; Chromadorea; Rhabditida; Gongylonematidae
Source: the annotation of a GenBank genome assembly
AUGAUCAAGGCGCUACAAGUUUUCCUGUUCCCGUUUCUGGCCCUUAUCACUGGCCUGGUUUUGGAUGCUACAAAUCAGCGUAUCCGAUUUCUCCGUAUACCGGAUACAAUUCUCAUUUUCUUAUUUGCACUUGGCACAAGUUUUGUUCUUCACUUAUUUUUCCCGGAGAAACUGAUGGCCCAUAUUGAUGAGACAUACACAUGGAAGACUGUUCAACCGGGCAUUGUUGUUGGGGUAAAGCACUAA